AUGAGGCUCGAUGUGAAGAGGCAACUCUUUGCGCGCAGCGAGCGAGUAAAGGGGAUUGAUUUCCAUCCAGUCGAGCCAUGGAUCCUCACCACCCUCUACAGUGGCCACGUCUACAUCUGGUCCUACGAAACCCAAUCCAUCAUCAAAACCUUCGAGCUCACCGACGUCCCCGUCCGCGCCGGCCGCUUCGUCACCCGUAAGAACUGGAUCGUCUGCGGCAGUGAUGACUUCCAGCUCCGCGUCUACAACUACAACACUAGCGAGAAGAUCACCAGUUUCGAGGCCCACCCGGAUUACAUCCGAGCCAUUGUCGUGCAUCCCACCCAGCCUUUUGUCUUGACCGCCAGCGAUGAUAUGACGAUUAAGCUGUGGGAUUGGGAGAAGGGGUGGAAGUGUGUGCAGGUGUUUGAGGGGCAUAGUCAUUAUGUCAUGGGGCUGGCUAUCAAUCCGAAAGAUACGAACACUUUCGCCUCCGCGUGUUUGGACCGAACAGUCAAGAUUUGGAGUUUGGGGAGUUCGACACCCAAUUUCACCCUCGAGGCGCAUGAGACAAAGGGCGUGAAUCAUGUCGACUACUACCCGCAAUCCGACAAGCCCUAUCUCCUUACCACCUCCGACGACAGGACGGUCAAAAUAUGGGACUACACCACCAAAGCUCUCAUCGCCACCCUCGAAGGCCACACCUCCAACGUCUCCUUCGCUUGCUACCACCCGGAACUCCCCGUCAUCAUUUCCGGAUCCGAAGACGGCACCAUCAAGAUCUGGCACGCCAAUACUUAUCGUCUCGAAACUUCCCUCAGCUAUGGCUUGGAGCGCGCAUGGUGCGUGGCUUACCAGAGAGGCAAACAGGGUAUCGCUAUGGGGUUUGAUGAUGGCGCGGUCGUGGUCAAGAUGGGUCGCGAGGAGCCGGCUGUGAGUAUGGACAACAGUGGCAAGAUCAUCUGGGCUCGGCAUACGGAUAUCCUCACCUCAGUCAUCAAAGGCGCGGAUAAGAGUUUGAAGGAUGCACAGCCCAUCUCCCUUCCUUCCAAGGACCUCGGCUCGACAGAGAUAUAUCCUCAGACACUCCUCCACUCCCCAAACGGCAGGUUUGUAGCAGUCUGUGGCGACGGCGAGUACAUCAUCUACACGGCCCUGGCCCUCCGCAACCAGGCUUUCGGCUCCGCUCUCGAUUUCGUCUGGGGAAGCAAGGAGAACGAUAAGGAUUAUGCGAUUCGUGAAACGCAGUACUCGGUGAAAAUCCACCGGAACUUCAAACCCAAAUCUGGCGACGGAUCUGUCAACGUAGGCUACACGGCUGAGGGUCUGAGUGGUGGCGUUUUGCUCGGUGUCAAAGGCCAAGGCGGGAUCGGCUUCUUUGACUGGGAGUCUGGGCAGCUGGUCAGGAGGAUCGAAGUCGAGCCGAGGAAUGUCUAUUGGAGUGAGAGUGGCGAACUCGUGUGUCUGGCAUGCGAGGAGAGCUUUUAUGUGCUGAGGUUCGAGCGAGAGCAGUUUGUUGCUGCUGUGCAGUCUGGGAAUGUGAGUGCGGAGGAUGGGGUCGAGGAGGCUUUUGAGGUGGUUUGUGAUAUUAAUGAGAGUGUCCGCACCGGCCAAUGGAUCGGCGACUGCUUCGUCUAUACCUCCGUCUCCAACCGCCUCAACUACCUCGUUGGCGACCAGACUUAUACGAUCUCCCACUUCGACUCUCCUCAUUACGUCCUCGGAUACCUGCAACGAGACGGAAGGGUCUACGUCUGCGAUAAAGAUGUCCAGGUCACUUCUUUUGCCUUAAGCGUGAAUGUCAUUGAAUACCAGACUCUGGUUCUGCGAGGCGAUAUGGAGGCUGCGGAGGAAGUGCUCGAAGGGAUUCCUGCCGAGCAGAGGGGCAAGAUCGCUCGGUUCUUGGAGGGCCAGGGACUCAAGGCUGAGGCGCUCGAGGUCGCGACGGAUGGGGAGCAUAAGUUCGAGCUGGCGUUGGGGUUGGGGAAAUUGGAUGUUGCUCUCGGACUUGCACGUGAAAGUGAUGUCGAGCAUAAGUGGAAGGUCGUUGGGGAUGCCGCCUUGGGGGCCUGGGAUCUGGGGCUGGCGGUGGAGUGUUUUGAGAAGUCUCGCGAUCUGGGUUCUCUGCUGCUGCUUUACUCGGCGAGUGCGGACGCGGAGGGGUUGAGGAGUCUGGCGGGCCAGGCGAGAGAGGCGGGACAGUGGAACGUCGCUUUCUCUUGUCUUUGGCAGGUUGGGGAUGUGGAGGGGUGUUUGAAUGUUUUGACCUCGACGGGACGGACGGCCGAGGCGGUGUUGUUUGCGCAGACGUAUGCGCCGAGUCGAGCGACGGGGUUGGUUGGGUUGUGGAAGGGGGAAUUGGAGAAGGCGGGUAGGGGGAAAGUGGGGAGGUUGUUGGGGGUGCCGGGGGAGGAUGAGGAGAUGUUUCCGGAGUGGGAGGAGUAUCUCAAGCUUGAGACGGAUGGGGAAAAGGGAGGGGAGGGAGAGCUGAUUGAUGUUGGUGGGGAGGAGGAUGAGGCGGCUGCUGGCAAGGCGGUUGGGAAUGGCGAAGCUGCUACGGAGGAGGGCGAGGUGAAGGUUGAGAACGGUGAAGAUGCUGCGGGGGAGGCGGAGAAGGACGCUUGA
Messenger RNA from Recurvomyces mirabilis, 2604 nucleotides. RefSeq names its product Coatomer subunit beta' (gene SEC27). NCBI's taxonomy places the organism in Eukaryota, Fungi, Ascomycota, Dothideomycetes, Mycosphaerellales, Teratosphaeriaceae. Gene Ontology annotation, cellular component: COPI vesicle coat. The record is from RefSeq and is a predicted model, not a curated record. Gene Ontology annotation, biological process: endoplasmic reticulum to Golgi vesicle-mediated transport; intracellular protein transport; intra-Golgi vesicle-mediated transport. Gene Ontology annotation, molecular function: protein binding; structural molecule activity. The transcript has 4 exons. The coding region runs from base 1 to 2604 and encodes 867 amino acids.